UCUUCUAUAUAUAUAUGUGACAGGUCUGCAAAGGAAGUACUCGAGCAGAGUGAAAGAGAUCAGUUGAGAUGAAGAGAGCAGAACUAGUGUUCAUCCCAUCACCAGGGGCCGGCCACCUCGUAGCAGCCUUGCAAUUCGGAAAGCGUCUGCUUCAGCGAGAUGAUCGAAUUUCAAUCACAGUUCUUGCCAUCAAAUCAGCAGCCCCUUCAUCUUUAGGUUCAUACACAGAAUCCCUUGUUGCUUCGGAAUCCCGAAUCCAACUCAUUGAUGUCCCUCAAGCAGAGCUGCCUCCAUUAGAGUUUGCAAAGUCACCAGCUAAAUUUUUCAUUCUAAACAUUGAGAACCAUGUGCCUAAUGUCAGGGAAGCCCUCACUAACUACGUUUCAUCAUUGCAUUCUAAGCCCGACUCGGUUCCAAUUGUUGGAGUGGUUCUUGAUUUCUUCUGUGUCUCCAUGAUUGAUGUGGUCAAUGAACUCAAUCUCCCUUCUUAUCUUUUCAUGACGAGCAAUGCAGGGUAUCUUUCUGUCAUGUUCCACUUUCCGGAGCAGGAUAGCCGGACCGGUGCGCCACCUAAAGACUCCGAUCCUGAUUGGUUAGUCCCAGGUAUUGUCCCCCCAGUUCCUACUACAGUUUUGCCUGUGUCCAUGACAGAUGGUAGCUACUCUAGUUAUCUUGGGAUUGCUGCGAGAUUUAGAGAGGCCAAAGGUAUCAUAGCAAAUACUUGUGUUGAGUUAGAGGCACAUGCUUUUAACUCGUUUUCAGAAGAUCAAACUACGCCUCCGGUGUACCCAGUUGGGCCGGUGCUUGAUCUCAACGAUGGUCAGGCUCGGUCCAAUUUAAACCAGGCGCAGCGUGACAGGAUCAUGAGCUGGCUUGAUGAUCAGCCUGAAGAAUCUGUUGUGUUCUUAUGCUUUGGAAGCUUGGGGAGCUUUAGUGAAGCACAAGUGAAGGAGAUAGCUCUGGGGCUUGAGCAGAGCGGGCAGAGGUUCAUGUGGUCUUUGCGUUUGACACCACCAAAAGGCAGCAAAACUUUGACUCCGAUCGACUGCUCGAACCUUGAGGAAGUCUUGCCGGAUGGGUUCUUGGAGAGGACUAGAGGAAAGGGACUAAUAUGCGGGUGGGCGCCGCAGGUGGAAGUCUUGUCCCACAAGGCAACCGGAGGCUUUGUGUCGCAUUGUGGGUGGAACUCGAUCUUGGAGAGCUUGUGGUAUGGUGUGCCUAUUGUGACAUGGCCUAUGUAUGCCGAGCAACAGCUGAAUGCGUUUCGAAUGGUGAAGGAGUGGGGGUUGGGAUUGGAGAUGAGGUUGGAUUACAAGAAAGGUGGUGAGGUUGUGAAGGCAGAUGAGAUAGGGAAGGCAGUGGUUAGUGUAAUGGAGGACAGCGAGGUGAGGAAGAAGGUUAAAGAGAUGGGGGUGGUGAGCAGAAAAGCUGUAGAGGACGUUGGGUCUUCCUCCGUUUCUCUUGGACGGUUUAUUGAAGAUGUGAUGAGGAAUCAUUUUGGUUCUGAUUAAGGUUAAUGCUUAGGUUGAAAAACUGAUCGAAACCAUGUACUGUUUAUGCUUUUCUCAUCAUGUUCUUAUCUUGUUUAGAAAGUCUAGAUAUCAUUUUCAUAUCGUUCGAUUUUAGCUGCAAAAUAAGGUUCCUUGAACGCUUUUAGAACAUUUGUAAUUUACACACCUAAAUUCUGUGCUUUACUCCAAUUUCUUUA
This is a messenger RNA of Rosa chinensis, 1708 nucleotides long. Its product is annotated as UDP-glycosyltransferase 71K1. The transcript has a single exon. Gene Ontology annotation, molecular function: UDP-glycosyltransferase activity. Bases 69 to 1511 code for a protein of 480 amino acids. NCBI's taxonomy places the organism in Eukaryota, Viridiplantae, Streptophyta, Magnoliopsida, Rosales, Rosaceae. The record is from RefSeq and is a predicted model, not a curated record.